AUGUUAUCACGUGUCCUAAUCGGGUUAGCCACACGUGGUUGGCCCGGCAACCACGUGAAGCUGGUGGCCCUGAUUGGUCAGGAUAUCAAUAGUGGGACCAACUACUGUUUCAGGGUUAGCGCGCCGGCGGGCGCUAAGACCAAAAACAAACAAGGAAGAACCAAGGGCAACCAAACUUUCCAUGGCGACGACGGGGGGAGAAGACGAAGAGGACGAGCCACACGACGGGAAGCCAGAGAGAGACGACAGGGAGAGACGCUGUGUGCCUGGCUGUGCAAGGCCCUGUGCCACCGGGGAAGAAGGAUGAACCGUUGGUACGAGGGGGAUACAGACAUCGGCCUCGUGUUUAUCCAUGUCGUCACGCAGAGUACCUCUUGCAGCCGCAUUACUCGAACUAUUUACUGGAGAUGCACAGUAUGGUGUAUAAAAGGUGUUCAUACAAAUGAGAAAGCAGGGUUGUGA
This is a messenger RNA of Microsporum canis CBS 113480, 462 nucleotides long. RefSeq lists its product as uncharacterized. The transcript has a single exon. Lineage: Eukaryota; Fungi; Ascomycota; Eurotiomycetes; Onygenales; Arthrodermataceae. Bases 1 to 462 code for a protein of 153 amino acids. The record is from RefSeq and is a predicted model, not a curated record.